AUGGAUACAUUUAAUAUUUUCUUUUUGAAAAUUGGUACAUACUAUACUAUUUUCACUCAUAUAAAAUGCCUUAUUCAUAGAUGCACAAUUACGCAUAAACCAAUGAACACUUACGCAUAAACCAAUGAACAUCAAAGUUCAACGUUUCUACUGUGCCAAUUUGAAAAAAUUUUGAGGGAAGAGAAAGAAAGGGGAAAAAGAUGGAUUUCAAUCAAGCAGCAUUAAAGCUGCUGUGUGCGCAACUGAAAAACGCCCGCCAAACGCCGUCGCAGAAGGCCUUCAGUCUCGGCGGCAUCCUCUUCCAACGCGCUUGGAUUCAGGGGGUUCUAGUCUCCGUACCUUCGGUAUCUGACUAUGGUGAGAGCGGCCGCUUCCUUCUAGACGACGGCACCGGCGUCAUUGAACUAUCGCUCUCCCGCGACUUCCGCGGCCGCCACUGGGAAUCAGGGAUGUACCUAAUGGUGGUUGGAGGGUUUAAUGUCCGCGCAGGUGAUCUGCCAUUGAUUAAGGUUCACAAAAUUGUUGAUCUUUCACCAUUUCCAGAUAGGGAAUCAAUGUGGUAUCUAGAAGUCAUGGAAGCUUUCAAGCUCUUUUACGAACCAUUAUUUCAAGAAUGAUGCGGGUAUAGAAGGAGAGACCUCGACUUCUUCUUGGUUGUCAGUUACAUGCUACUGUAAAUGCCUUCUUUCACCUGGUUCUGAUCCAUGUCUUUACUUCUGAGAAUUUAACUUAGUUUUACAUGGAAGAAUUUGCUUCAUGUUUAAGCCCUUAAAGAUUAUUAUAUCUUUGGUAUAUAGACAAAGUAUGAUCUACAAUUAAA
Molecule: messenger RNA, 820 nt
Organism: Salvia miltiorrhiza (redroot sage)
Lineage: Eukaryota; Viridiplantae; Streptophyta; Magnoliopsida; Lamiales; Lamiaceae
Exons: 4
Coding region: 201-617 (138 amino acids)
Biological process (GO): regulation of sister chromatid segregation; negative regulation of double-strand break repair via homologous recombination; DNA repair
Cellular component (GO): cytosol; nuclear speck
Source: RefSeq, a predicted model, not a curated record